UCAUAAAUUUUUCGUUCGGUUUUCAAACAAAAUUCUCUAUAAAUAUUUUUUUUUUUACCAUUAUAACUAAAAUUGUGUUAAACUCUAUAUUGUUUGUUCGCCGAAAGCAAAAUAUUUCAAAAUUAACAGUAAUUAUAAGAAGCUUACACAAAAUUCUCUGCGCUAAAAAAUUAUUGGCGGAAUACCGGAGGAGCACGUAUCAAAAUUGGGUUAGCGGCCGAGUUUGACGUAGCUGAAGCAAAACCGUGCCGUUAUACCGCUGCGUACACAGAGAUCAAUAGUCUAGCAACGGAGCAGUGAAGACGCUAAACGGCAGGAUGGCCGGGCUUUCCAUGGUAUUCAAUGGCCUUUUGGUAGGUGCCUCAGGAUUUGCUUUGGCCUCAAUACAGCCGGCCGAACAUCCCUAUGCCUUCUCCGCUUGCGCCUUUGGACUCUGCCAUGGCCUGCUGGGCAUCAUACAUGCCUACAAGCAGGGCGACGAGAGUGAUAGUUGCAAUAAGAUACGUCAGAUAUCUGACAGUGUUAUGGAGAUCGUGCAUUUGCCACUAAUAAAUAUUGAACUAUAUUUGGCAUCAUCGGAAACCAGCGCUUUGGCAUUGGGCCAUGGACUAUUCGUUAUACCACUCGCUUUUGAUUUAAUUGCGAAACUCUUCACAGAGGAAGGCGAUGAUAGCAACACAAAUACGCUGAAAGAUCUGACAAUUUUGGGCAAUAUCAUGUCGCUGACAUUCUUGGCUGUCAAUGAGAGCAACUACGUUUAUGUGAGCAUGGCUCUUACGGCCUUCUUGACCAAAUAUGGUGCCAUACUGUUGGACAGCUACUGGGAGGGCUCACUCGAGAACACUGUACUUACCGGUUAUUCAGUGUUUACAUUCCUUGCCAAUUACGCAAUCACUGGUAAGCCCGAGUGGAUGAAGCAAUGAGAUGGAACUGAAGACCGAAUGAAUGUUGUUGCGGAAAAAUGCAUGUAAACAGACCAUUUCAUGAGAUAAUUAUUAUUAAUUU
Molecule: messenger RNA, 1005 nt
Organism: Bactrocera tryoni
Lineage: Eukaryota; Metazoa; Arthropoda; Insecta; Diptera; Tephritidae
Exons: 1
Coding region: 318-923 (201 amino acids)
Source: RefSeq, a predicted model, not a curated record